Sphaeramia orbicularis (orbiculate cardinalfish) is the source of this 825-nucleotide messenger RNA. RefSeq lists its product as uncharacterized. The transcript has a single exon. Bases 82 to 684 code for a protein of 200 amino acids. Lineage: Eukaryota; Metazoa; Chordata; Actinopteri; Kurtiformes; Apogonidae. The record is from RefSeq and is a predicted model, not a curated record.
UGGACAGAAUUUCUAGUCACAGCCGGGUGGGGGAGGGGGUCAAGUUCAGUGGUGGGAGGAUCUUGUCUCUGCUUUUUGUGGAUGAUGUGGUCCUCUCAGCUUCAUCGAGCAGCGACCUCCAGCUCUCACUGGGGCAGUUCGCAGCUGAGUGAAGCGGCUGGGAUGAAGAUCAACACCUCCAAGUCUGAGGCCAUGGUCCUCAGCCGGAAAAGGGUCGAGUGUCCACUCCGGGUUGGGGAGGAUGUCCUGUCUCAGGUGGACGAGUUCAAGUAUCUCAGGAUCUUAUUUACGAGUGAGGGUAGGAUGGAGCGGGAGGUUGACAGGCAGAUUGGGGCAGCAUCUACAGUGAUGCGGACACUAAACCUGUCCGUUGUGGUGAAGAGGGAGCUAAGCCAAAAGGCGAUGCUCUCGAUUUACUGGUUGAUCUACGUUCCAACCCUCACCUAUGGUCAUGAGCUUUGGGUAAUGACCAAAAUGAGAUUCCUUCACAGGGUGGCCGGGCUCAGCCUUACAGAUAGGGUGAGGAGUUUGGACAUUUGGGAGGGACUUGGAGUAGAGUCGCUGCUCCUCCAUGUCGAGAGAAGCCACUUGAGGUGGUUCGGGCAUCUAGUGAGGAUGCCUCCUGGACGCCUCCCUGGGGAGAGGUUUGGGGCAUGUCUAUCCAGGAGGAGACCUCGGGGCUGACCCAGGACAUGUUGGAGGGAUUAUAUCUCUCAGCUGGCCUAGGAACACCUCAGGAUUCCCCUGGAGGAGCUGGUGGAAGUGUCUGGGGGAGAAGACUGUCUGGGCUUCUUUGCUGAGGCCGCUGCCCUCCGGAUAAGCGGA